AUGAAAAGGACCCAAAUCAGUUCAAAAACUUUAGGAAAAGCCCACAUCUUUAGCAAUCAAAUAAAACCUCAGCUCAUGGUCAAGGAAUACUCCACUAAGGACAAGUUAAUGGAUUACAUGAAUUCCUCCAUGGCCACCGUUGAAGAGCAAGUUGUCCCGAUCGAGCCUGCUCGGAAGAAGCGCACCACCCCCACACACCCUCCGUACUUCGAGAUGAUUAAGGAUGCGAUCGUUACGCUGAAGGACCGGACGGGUUCCAGCCAGCCCGCCAUCGCGAAGUUCAUCGAGGACAAACAGAAGAACCUGCCGGCCAAUUUCAGGAAAGUCCUGCUCCUCCAGCUGAAGAAGCUCGUGGCCAACGACAAACUCGUGAAGGUAAAGAGCUCCUUCAAGCUUCCGACCGCUCGCCCGGCCAAGCCAUCCUCGCCGGCGAAGAAGAAUAUGAAGUCUGUUUCUGUUUCCGCACUAAAAGCUGCCGGCGCCAAGGAGAUGAAGGCAGCUGUCUCCAAACCCAAGCCGAAAGCGAAACCCAAAGCUAAGCCGGCUGCGAAGGCCAAGGCCGUGACAAAGAGGAAGGCGCCCGAAAGCAAGAAGGCUGAGAAGAAGCAGCCGGCCAAGGCGGCGAAGACCUCAACUAAGUCGACUCCGAUAACGCUGGCACAGUCUCGUUCGGAUAACGUUGUGCCUCAGCCAAACAAUCAAGCUGAUACUCUCAGACUGGAAAUGGUAGAGUUUAAGCGCAGGAUGAUUAAUGUCAGAGAGUUAUGGGAUAUGGACGAGAUGUCAGCUCCUGUAGACCCGGAUGACCCUCUUAUGGGCCCUCUUCUGGUCAGAUAUUCGAACGAGAAUGUAGCUCAAUCUGCAUUGCAACACUACAACAACAAACAUGGAACUUGUUUGGAGUUUGUGAGGUGUCUGGACGGGAAAGCAACAGAAUUGGAGGGAAGUGGGUUUGGAAGGUGCUUUAUAGAGAUGCAUGAUCUUUGGAGGCAUUUCAACUUUGAGGCCAGGCGACCGGAUGCUGGUCCCAACGACGAACCACUUCUUUUGUUUGCCGAAGUACGUUCAAGUAUAGAAGGGUUUGAGCUCACUACAUUAUCACUCGUGGGACCUACAGAUGGAGAGUAUGGUUGUCGGCAAUGUCUUUCUUCCAUAAAUCACCCGCGACGUGGAUUUCGUGCUGGUUUUGACGCUACAGUGGAUAGCAAUCCUAAGUUACUGCCUGCAGAUGCUGCUGCUAAAUUGGCUGAAUUCGCUUUACAGGAUUAUAUUGCGAAACAAACCGAGGAAAUAAGCUUGAAGUUUGAAAGGGCUAUUGAAGGCAAUAGUUUUACGAGCACAGGUGUAUUGAUGGAAUUCACCGAAAAGAGGACACGUUGGGUGCAUUUGAACUUUGAGGCAAGGGUGGGCCCCAAGGAGGACGAAGUGCUCCUUUUUUUUGCCGAACUCUAUUUAGAGGAUGGCAGCGAUGAUAAGUAUGUGCUUGCUACAUUAUCACCCGCUGAGGCCACUUGGAUGCAGAAUUGGAUGCAGAAGGAGGAGGUGGACAUAGAUCGUGGAUGUCCUUGCUGCCCGAAAAACAUUUAUCAUCCUUGGCGUAACUUUCGGAUUGAAGCAGAAAUUCUAGAAUCCCUUGUUCCAAACAAACGUGGUGAGACUAUUUUAGCUAUAGAAACAUGGCAUGUGCCAAGGAUUCAAAACAAGAAAGCUAUGAGCAAGAAAGCCAAAACAAAAUUACAAACUUUUAUAUCUAUCGAGAUACCAUGUCAGGGGAUGAGCAUUAUAUGGAGGUGGAUAAUAUUGCUCAUACGAAGCAUGCCUUACCGGAGCUUGAGAUCUAUUGCUAUUUGCUCGUUCAACCAGAGCAUAUGUUAUUUUAACAGUGUCAAUGAUUCUCUCUUUACUCUCAGGCCAAUGCUUGUUCUUCAGCUGAGUAUUGCACGUGUGAAGAACGUCAACAGGAGAACCAUAGAUGUACUGGCAUCAAGGCUAACUCUACUUUCUUUGCACCAAACAGCGACUUUACGUCGUAAUGAGUUGGGGCAGUUCUGUCGAUACCUCUUUUACCUGGGAAAAAUCCGAACAAUUCAGCUAGAGUACACUGAUGCUAAAGAAUCCCUUCUUCAAGCCGCCAGGAAAGCACCUUCUUCGGCUCUCGGUUUUCGAAUACAAUGCAACAAGUGGGCCGUCAUUGCUGUCGGGGUCGGAGAUCUCGAGCUUUUCAAGAAGAUAGCCCACAAAUACACGAGCACUUUUGCGGCCGACCGGACAAACAACUUGAUCGUUCGGCUGAGGCACAACGCAAUUCGAGACGGGGCCAUCGAUGCCAGGCUGGAUCGUGCCAGCGGGUCAAUGGUCUCCAAGGAAACGGGUGACGUUUACUCGACAAGCGAGCCCCAAGCUGUGUUAAAUUCAAGAAUUGCCUUUUGUUUGAACAUGCAUAAUGAGGCCGUUCGGGCCCUGAGAUUCCCGCACAAGGAGAAGGAGAGUGUGGAGAAGAGGAGGGAAAGGCAACAACAGGAGGAGCAGGAGCUUGCGAAGGUUAUAGCUGAGGAAGACGAAGAUGAAUUUGAUGGCGAUUAUGAUAAUCUUAGUUAUGAUUUUCUCUACGUUGGUGCCCGAAAGAUUUCAAUACGUGAAAUAGUUUUAGGCUGGAAAAAUGCUCGUGCUCUACAACGAAAGAUUUCAAAACUUGAAAUGGUUUUAUGCAUAGUUUUAAGCUGGAAAAAUGCUCUUGCUCAACAAUGA
Messenger RNA from Striga asiatica, 2748 nucleotides. Lineage: Eukaryota; Viridiplantae; Streptophyta; Magnoliopsida; Lamiales; Orobanchaceae. The record is from the annotation of a GenBank genome assembly.